Molecule: messenger RNA, 2107 nt
Organism: Quercus lobata
Lineage: Eukaryota; Viridiplantae; Streptophyta; Magnoliopsida; Fagales; Fagaceae
Product: cycloartenol Synthase-like
Exons: 4
Coding region: 481-918 (145 amino acids)
Biological process (GO): triterpenoid biosynthetic process
Cellular component (GO): lipid droplet
Molecular function (GO): intramolecular transferase activity
Source: RefSeq, a predicted model, not a curated record
AAAUAAAAGAGAUUAAAAAAAAUGAAUGAAAAAAUAAUAUUUAAAUUAGAUAGAGUAAAAGAUAGAGAGUCUGUUGGAAAGUGUAUUUGAAAAAGUAAUUAGACAAAAGGUAAAAUGAACUGUUCACUCUCCAAACAAGUAAAAAUAGGCAAAAAUUUGGAGAGACUGCUGGUGAUGCUCUAACUAGCUAUUCCACUAUUGAAUUUUAGUUGCUCGAUGCAUGAACGUAGGUGACAAAUUAUUAUAGAACGGUCAUUAGUCUCUUUAAUCAUUUUACUUCUUUUUCAUUGUAAUGACCCUAGCUUAUUAGUCUCUAACAUUGAAAGACUAUUUAUAACUUCUUCUUUUUUCCCUCGGGGAUAAAUAUUCUAACCUAUUCAUGAUAUAUAAAUAGACACACACACAUAUACCUAAGUUCCACACACUUCCACACUUUGCACCAAACCAAGCCCUAUAAUCAUAUUUUCGGAGUCUGAAACAAUGUGGAAGCUGAAGUUUAGUGAGGGCAAUGAUGUGAGGCUUGAAAGCGCAAAUAAUCAUAUUGGAAGGCAAUACUGGGAGUUUGACCCGAAUCUCGGAACAACCCAAGAGCAAGCUCAAGUGGAGAAAGCUCGUGAUGAGUUUAAGAAGAAUCGGUUUCAAGAUAAACAAAGUUCUGAUCUCCUAAUGAGACUUCAGGUAAUUGGCUUAUCUAUAACGGGGGCCCUUAAUGCAAUCUUGCCUCUUGAGCAUCGACAUGAGAUACACCGCUAUCUCUACAACCAUCAGAUGUCUCACCGUUCCUCUCGAGUAAAAGAGCCUGUGAUUGAUGUUCCAUCUCCCCUGUUUCAAAACGGACUCGACAUUCGUCUCAAGAUUCAAAUAGUGAGAGAUUCAGGACUCCCUUCAAUUUAUAGACAUUCUCAAGCAUUUUUGUAGAGUUUCCUACUGUGGUGGGAAGGGUUGUAAAAUUUGAUACCUUGGGGACAACAUUUAUUCCUAGGAUCUUUGAAGCAAAAGAUUGGGCUGAUCUGUUUGGAAACUUCGAGAACCCAAUUGAUGAAUUGGUGAAGGAGUUCUAUUCAAAUGCUAGAUACAUCGGGGUUGAGUUAAAGUGUUAGGUACGAGGAGAGGAGUUCAGCAUCAAUCCAGACUACAUUGCAAAGGCUCUUCGAAUUAAUAGACCAGCAAAUGUGGACCUCACUCCAUAUGAUGAUAGACAGCCUCAGGUACAAGACAUUCUUCAAAUUCUUGGGCCUAAUCAUGAGAUUUCAAGUAAAGGCAUAUCCAUAGGCACUGCAAAGUUUGCACCUGAACUGAAGACUCUCACUUUAAUCAUGUUCUUCAACCUCUACCCACUAUUUAACACCGGUUUCAUCAACCUUGGAUGAGUACAAUUCCUAUGUGAUCUCAUCACCGAAGUUCCGAUUGACAUUUGUGCUCACAUUUUUUAGACCAUUGGGAAAACAGCAGCUCGAACGGCAACCAGAACAUGUCUUCCUUUUUGUAGUCUUCUCAUGAAGAUCAUGGUUCUUGAAGGUGUUCGUCCACCAAUAGAUGGAAAAAUAUUGGCAUGUCUUCGACCAUUAUCCAUGAUAUCUCUUCAAGCAAGUAAGAGUCACUCUUCUAAAACACCUAAGAGUGAAUCUUUCCCUCAUGCUACUCCAUCCGGUUAUGGCUCAGCUACACCUGUGCAUACCGAGAUUGCUUUUCCCAUUACCCCUGAGCUAUAGACAACUAGCACUCAGCAUGAACAAUCUAGCCCUCAAGAUGACAAGUUUGGUAUCUUGUUUGAGAGUCUGCAUCUGCGUACUGCUGGAUUUGAAAAGGUUCUCUACUCCACCAAAAAUCAAGUCCAAAUGCGUCUCACGACCAUUGAGACACAGCUAGAUGCUAUUUAGCAAAAACUAGAGGAGAGUCUUUAGCUAUUCAUGCCAAAAAGGGGGAGAGCAUGUUGUAAGGUGGAGAGCAACACUAGAAGGGAAGUGUGCAUAGUGACAGGGGGAGUUGUUUGCUCAAGAGGAGGAAGCUGAUACAUUUACACAUACAUACUUUUGGAUAGACUAACCUAUGAUUGGCUUAUCUAGUUUACAGUUAUUUUUUUAUAGUUUUUAUAUUGGUUUAAACU